AUGACCUCUUCCAACAACAAGGACAUGCGUCCGGCCCUACGCGCGUCGUACAAAACUGUGGAUGGUGUGGAGAUACCGACGGACAUAUACCUCCCAAUUAAGGUGUCGCAGAGAGAUGCGCCGGUGUUGAUCAUGAUCCACGGUGGUGCUUUCAUGCUCGGCCAUGCGGGCAUAAACAAUCGAGACCAGAUCGCCGACUGCGUGGAGCGAGGUUGGAUCGUUCUCUCGAUCGAACAUCGGCUUUGUCCGGGCGUAAAUGUACUGGAGGGGCCAAUGGAGGAUGUGAAGGAUGUUCUAGGGUGGGUGCAGAACGGAGGUUUGGUGGGGGUCUUGAAAGAGAGUGAGCAUGGGAACAAGGUUCGGGUCGAUGAGGGCAGGGUGAUGGUUAUGGGGACUAGUUCGGGGGGACAUCUUGCGCUGUCUACGGUGAGAGAUUUCUUCUUUUUUUGUUUGGCUUACCCAGUUGGCAAUUAUGCGUGGGGAAUGUGUGAGGAAACUGCAAGCUGUUCCCACAAGGAACAUUCAAAGGAAAUAUCGAGCAAGACUGACGAAAAAGAAAAGGCCUGGACAUCAUCCACGCCACCCCUCGCGAUCCUCGACUUCUAUGGCGCAAAGUCCUUUUCCGCCCCCUUCUGGACCCAGCCCAUCUCCUCCAUGCCCGCCGCCUUCCACGCGCCUCUACCGCCAUCCGACGUCGCCGCCUUGCAUGCCGAAAAAACAGUCUUUAUAGGCGGCACCUCUCUCGAAGGCCAGUCCGCCGACCCAACCCAUCCCAACCCGCAACAGCGCCAAGCCUUCGCCAUGCACGCCAUCGCUACGGGAAAGGUGCUGAAUUCCAUAUGGCCCCGCUACCCUGCCGACCUGCACCUAAUUGACCCAGUGCUCAAGGUGAGUUCGUCGUGGCCGCCAACGGCGAUUGUGCAUGGCACGGCGGACCAGACGAUUCCGAUCGCGAUGAGUAAAGACUUGGAAAAGAGAUUAAAGGAGGCAGGGGUCAAGACAAGUUUAUUUGAGGUUCAAGGGGAGCCUCAUACAUUUGCUGGGAAGAUGACAAAAGGAAGCGCGACGUGGGAUAGUCAGAGGAGGGGGUUUGACUGGCUGGAAGAGAGGCUAGAAGAAUCUUACGCAGUAAAAUGA
Molecule: messenger RNA, 1137 nt
Organism: Alternaria burnsii
Lineage: Eukaryota; Fungi; Ascomycota; Dothideomycetes; Pleosporales; Pleosporaceae
Exons: 2
Coding region: 1-1137 (378 amino acids)
Source: RefSeq, a predicted model, not a curated record